Messenger RNA from Cordyceps fumosorosea ARSEF 2679, 2577 nucleotides. RefSeq names its product Kelch-type beta propeller. Gene Ontology annotation, molecular function: methyltransferase activity; protein binding. The record is from RefSeq and is a predicted model, not a curated record. The coding region runs from base 1 to 2577 and encodes 858 amino acids. Lineage: Eukaryota; Fungi; Ascomycota; Sordariomycetes; Hypocreales; Cordycipitaceae. The transcript has 8 exons. Gene Ontology annotation, biological process: RNA methylation; 7-methylguanosine RNA capping.
AUGCGGACUGCUGGCGAGCCCAACGGCGCCGAGCCAGCUUACGAUUUUGAGCCAGCGGGCUGGAUAGAUCUCACUGAUGGCUGCCAUCACUACCAGGGUACACAUGAGGUGCCUUGGGAUAUUCAAAAAUAUUUCUCACAACGCUACUCCAUCUUUUCGUACUACGACGAUGGCAUCUGUAUGACGGAUGAUGCUUGGUUUGGCGUCACGCCAGAACCAGUCGCAAAAAAAAUUGCCGAGGAGAUGCAGUCGUCUCCCAAGAAAAAUAGAAUCCUGAUAGACCUCUUCUGUGGCGCAGGCGGCAACACGAUUGCGUUUGCGUUGUCGGAAAGAUGGGAUCACAUAAUAUCUAUUGAGCGCGAUGCAGCUACGCUCGCAUGUGCGCAGAACAACGCCAGCGUGUACGAGAUAGACGACGGCUACAUCACCUGGGUCCACGGCGACAGCUUCGCGUUUCUAAAAACACUCUUCAACAACCCUUCGGCACUACACCCUGAUCUCCGGGUCGAUCUUGGCGCAACCAUAUUGUUUGCUAGUCCUCCGUGGGGCGGGCCUGGAUAUCCCGCAAAGCUCACAUAUCUGGUCCUACGUCAAGGCAACUCCAUCGACAUGGGUGCCAAAGACAAGAAGAAGAAUACCGACGCCAAAAAGGCCAAAAAGGCUGAGAAGCAGGCGAAGCAGGCCAGCAAGGGCGAGAAAAAGGCCAAGAGCAAGCAGGCCAAGAUUGAAGGCAGCGAUGCCGAGGACGUCGAUCUGGAUGAGGUGCUCGAGGAAUACCGCCGGGCGCAGGAGCAGUUCCUCAAGGUGACGGAGACGGUGUGCGAUGCGCCGCCGCGACCCCGCGCCGCCUCUACGAUCCUGGCCUCGCCGACCGACAGCAACAAUCUGCUGCUCUUUGGCGGCGAGUACUUCAACGGCUCGCUGGCGCACUUCUACAAUGACCUGCACAUCUACAACAUCGCGCGCGACGAGUGGCGCUGCGUCACCUCGCCCAACGCGCCGCUCCCACGCUCCGGUCACGCAUGGACACGCGCCGCCAACCCGCACCACGUUUAUCUGUUUGGCGGCGAGUUCUCCUCGCCCAAGCAGGGCACCUUUCACCACUACGCCGACUUCUGGCGCCUCGAGCCCGCCACGCGCGAGUGGACCAAGAUCGAGGUCCGCGGCAAGGAUAAGAGCCCGCCGGCGCGCAGCGGCCACCGCAUGACCUACUGGAAGCACUACGUUAUCCUCUUUGGCGGCUUCCAGGACACGUCCAACCAGACAAAGUACCUCGCCGACCUGUGGGUUUUUGACACGGUCAACUUUGUCUGGCACAACCCGGCGCUGCCGCCCGCGCAGCUCAAGCCGGACGCGCGCUCGUCCUUCACGCUGCUGCCGUCGGAGCACGGCGCGGUGCUGUUCGGCGGCUACUCGCGCGUCAAGGCGACGGUGGCACUGAAGAAGAAGGCCGGCAACGGUGGCCAGGGUGCCAGCGGCGGCGGGCAGAAGAACGUGCUCGUGCCCAAGGUCCACGAGGACUGCUUCUUCCUGCGGAUGGCGCUGCCGGCGGCCGACGCGGGCCCGAACGCGCCGCCGACGGUGCGCUGGGAGAAGCGCAAGAAGCCCGCCAACACGCCGAGCCCGUCGCGCGCGGGCGCCACGAUGACGUACCACAAGGGCCGCGGCAUCCUCUUCGGCGGCGUGCACGACGUCGAGGCGAGCGAGGACGGCAUGGAGUCCGAGUUCUUCAACCAGCUGGCUAACGAGGAGGAGCUGCUGCGGCAGCUGGCGGCGCUGGAGACGGGCGCGUCGCUCGAGGACGCCGACGACAUCGAGCUGGAGAAGAAGGAGGAGGAGCGGGAGCGGGAGGAGCAGGUGCCGGUGAAGGAGAUGCCGGUGACGAUGGAGCCACCGCACAUGCGCUUUAACGCGCAGCUGACGGUGCAAAACGACGUGCUGUACAUUUACGGCGGCACGUUUGAGAAGGCGGACCGCGAGUUUACGUUUGACGACUUGUACGCGAUCGACCUUGUGAAGUUAGAUGGGUGCAAGGAAAUCUUUACCCGGCCAGUGGAAGACUGGGUUGAAUCCGAAGAUGAGGAUGAUGAGGACGACGAAUACGAUGAUGAAGAGGAAGAAGAUGAGGACGAGGAUGAGGACGAAGACGAGGAGCCUAAGCAGCAGCUAUACACACCUAGCAAGCGUGGUAAGAAGAAGGAUGACGAUACAGUAUCCGAAGCCACCGCCGCAUCCGAGACGACAGAGGAUGAUGACGACGCCGAGACGUCGGCCACCUCUGUGGACGACGGCUUGCCUCACCCAAGACCUUUCGAGUCGCGCCGCGACUUCUUCGUGCGCACGUCGGCCGAGUGGCAGGAGAUCCUGUUGACCAACCUGCGGUGGAAGAACAUCCAGCCCGAGACCAUGGCGAUCAAGGAGAUCAAGGCCAAGGCGUUUGAGCUGAGCGAGGAGAAGUGGUGGGACUGCCGCGAGGAGAUCACGACGCUGGAGGAGGAGCAGGAGGCCGCGGGCAUCCAAGAGGUGGUGAGCCUGGCGGAGCGCGGCGACGCGGGCGGGGGUGCGCGGAGAAGAUGA